Messenger RNA from Lactuca virosa, 1793 nucleotides. The record is from the annotation of a GenBank genome assembly. Lineage: Eukaryota; Viridiplantae; Streptophyta; Magnoliopsida; Asterales; Asteraceae.
UAUAAUAUAAUAAAAUAAACAAAUACAUAAACAAAAUCCUCUCAUCUCUCCAAUAAUUCUUUCAUCUUUAUCUCCUUCAAAUUUUCGAGGAAGACCUGCUCCAGUUUCAUUUUUCGUCAAGCUGUUGUUGUUGAUCUGGAAAACGCGUAUCUACAUAUAUGGACAGGAUAGUCGGAGGAAAGUACAAACUCGGUCGGAAGAUCGGAAGUGGAUCCUUCGGUGAAAUUCAUCUAGCCACGCAUGUUGAUACGUUUGAAAUCGUCGCCGUGAAGAUCGAGAACAAUAAGACAAAACAUCCUCAACUUCUAUAUGAAGCCAAGUUAUACAAUAUUCUUCAGGGAGGAAGUGGUAUACCUGCCAUAAAAUGGUCUGGUGUAGAUGGAGAGGAUAACAUUUUGGUACUCGAUUUGCUGGGACCAAGUCUUGAGGACCUAUUUGUCUAUUGUGGGAGGAAAUUUCAAUUAAAGACGGUCUUAAUGUUGGCUGAUCAAAUGAUUACACGAAUCGAGUAUGUACACUCUAAAGGGUUUUUGCAUCGUGAUAUCAAGCCUGAUAAUUUUCUCAUGGGUCUUGGUCGAAAAGCAAACCAGGUUUAUAUUAUCGAUUUUGGGCUUGCAAAAAGAUAUCGUGAUGCAACAACCCAUCGACACAUUCCUUACAGGGAGAACAAAAAUUUAACUGGAACAGCACGUUAUGCAAGUUGCAAUACUCAUCUUGGAAUUGAGCAAAGUCGACGUGAUGAUUUAGAGUCUCUUGGAUAUGUACUUCUAUAUUUUCUUAGAGGAAGCCUUCCAUGGCAGGGUCUAAAAGCUGCCACAAAGAAGCAGAAGUAUGACAAAAUAUGUGAGAAGAAAUUGUCAACUCCAAUUGAGGUUCUAUGCAAGUCUCACCCUGUGGAAUUUGCUUCAUACUUCCAUUAUUGCCACUCAUUGACAUUUGAUCAACGACCUGAUUAUGGAUUUCUCAAACGUUUAUUCCGAGAAUUAUUCACUCGUGAAGGAUUUGAAUUUGAUUAUAUCUUUGAUUGGACAAUUCUUAAAUACCAACAGUCACAAAAGAAUAAAACUCAACCACAUGGAUUGACAGGUCAUGGAGAAAGCAGCAGUGGGGCCAUUCGAAAAGAUAUGGAAAAACAUCAAGUCGCCAGUCCUGGCAUCCGAAUGCAAAUAAAAUCACCAAUCAACCGAAUGACUCCCGAAAAUCCUCCCGAAAGAAACAUGUUGAGUCAUUUGCAAAUGCCACAAUCAUCAUCUGGCCCAAAAAGAUACCCAACAAAACCAUCAGACUCCAACAACAACACUAAUCAUCAUCCAAUUCCAGACACGACUACUACUACUACAACAACAGGUCAACAACUAAAAAAAUCCAAAAAUCAACUCUCGGGUUUUAGCUUCUCCUUUUGUUUCAGUGUUACUACCACAAUUGACAAAGCUCGUGACAUGGCCAAUCAUAUUCAAAAUCUUUCCUUGAUGGGCACACUGGAAUUGUGGUUUGACCUCGAGGGAUGCUAUACGGUCGCGUGUGUGGCUGCUGGUAUAAAGAGUGGGAAGCAGGUGGCGCGAGGGUGGCCGACUAGCGGUGGUCUCGGCUUGUCUGAACCGAAUGGUGUGGCACGAUCUGUUGAAGCGAUGCAAGCUUCCAUCAGGGCUUUUGCCGAGACAGACUUUGUGUCCUAUCUUCGCUUGGGCGAGCUCGGUCUUGCUAACCUUCGCCAACUAUAUUCCGAGGAGGAGGAACUUGCUUCAGAUGGUGGUGUCGAGGGCGCUGACUUGGCUCGUCCCCGCCAUGGUUGA